GUAAAUUGUUGAUAAGUUAAUUUUAUUAAUUCAGGCGUCCAUUUUUACAAUCGAUAAAGCGAGACAAGGAUUAUGUUGUCGGACUAACUCCCCGUUGUACAUUUCAUGGACUAUUGAUAUAUUGUAUUAUAAUUCGUAUAAUGAAGUUCCACGUUGUCUUAUUGGUGGUUUGUUUAGAAUUCUAUAAAGUAAAUGGAAAUGGGGAUGAUGAACAACAAACGAAACAUAAAAUAAAACCAGAUCUGCCUCCAUCACCAUCCCAGAUUCAGGAUGCAAUCAAUGCAUUGACAGAGGACGCAAAAGAUUUCUGGACUACGCACGCCCAGCCACAGCCACCUUCCGGUGUCCAAACAAUCCAUGAGCGAAAAAAGCGUCAAGUUAAUGCUACUACUCGUGCAGAGAAAAGGAAAAUCCCCAAAAGACGACCUGACGAUACAUUCUGUAGGACCCUUGUUCAAUUCACCCCUCGAGAAGACUGGCGAGAUUCGUUGGAGUAUGGCUACGUUUACGUGAUUGCGGGAUUCACAGAAGCGAAAUGCCUAACUCGGCAAAGUAGAAUAGUCUACGGAAUCUGCAAACAAGAAUACCAAUGGAUCUUUUUACCAGUCUUGAACUGUGAAAUCUUCGCUAAUAAGACUAUAGGUGAAUGCAAGGCUGAUUAUGCUAGUAUACGUUACGCCUCGGGUUGCACGGCGCAUGCCGUAGACGUGCCGUUUUGCGGAGAUGUACAUAGUCCGUUACAGCAGCUUGGACCCACAGCUGACUCUCUUAAUAAAGCUAUUGACAUUUAAUCAAAAUUGUAUACAAAUUAAAUUGAAAUUCAUAGAGUGGAUGCAUUCAUAUUUUCUUAAAUACCUUGGGACAAUACACUGAACGAAACGACUAUGUAAAAGUGGGAACUUUCAUUGGACGUGAAGAUAUACCUAUCUCCAUAGAUUUGGCUACUGGAAUUUGAUUGAAAUCUUUUGAUUGCAUAUCAAAGCCUGCCAAUGCUUGAAUCUUAAUUUCGCUUCUUAAUUACUUGAGUUCGAAAAUUUAUUACAAAAAUGCUUUGAUAAGUAUUCCAAAAAGAUGACUUCAGAUUGCCACACGU
This is a messenger RNA of Owenia fusiformis, 1093 nucleotides long. Lineage: Eukaryota; Metazoa; Annelida; Polychaeta; Sabellida; Oweniidae. The record is from the annotation of a GenBank genome assembly.